AGUACGGAAACACUGAUAAGUGCAACGACAUAAACGACAUCCAACAUGUGGGCUGUAUUAUAUCACAGAAUUUCAGCUCUGGUGAAUAUCCUGUUCCCCAUAAUGCUAAAUAAUUCCACCGUGGUUCAAACAACGCCAUCCUCCAUGAUUGAAGACAGUACUGAAUCCCAUGUCACAAACACAACAAUGGCAUCAUUCGAUCCUGGCGUCCAGGAACGUUCUAUGUUGGCCAAGAUUGUCGGGUUUAUUUGCUUCUUCUCUUUGACAGCUACCGGCGUGGUGGGAAAUUCCUUGGUCAUCUACACAAUAUUUACGGACUUUACACUACAAAUAAAAACCCAGUUGUCGAACAUGCCCAUUUUGAGCUUGGCCUACAUUGACUUGAUAACGACAGGGAUAUGCUCCAUGCUCGGAGCUGCAUCCAUUGUUUAUGAUGAGUAUCCCUUUGGAAAAAUAGUUUGUGGAAUUUGGGCAUACGUCAAUCUCCUCGGGCUAAUUACCACAAUUGGCAUCUUGGCCGUGAUCAGCGUUGACAGAUUCAUUGUGGGUCGCUAAGUAGAGUUUAUUUUGAAAAAUCACAUUUCAACUAUCGUUACUCGUUCCAGGCUGUCGGAUGGUCGUUACAUUAUCCGCAAAUGGUAACCUACAACAGAAUAGCGGCGGGAUGCGGUUACGUUUGGGUUAUGUGUCUGGCCGUCUCUGUCGUGUGGGUUUCUACAGAGUACGGCUAUGAUUUCUGGGCUGGCGUGUGUGACGUGACAUGGGCCAAUUUCGGACCGGACUUUCCACGCGAAUUCUAUUUCGCGAUUGUCUGCGCCUUCAUCUACGUGUUUAUUCCCUCCGCCAUCAUUCUCGCUUGCAACCUUCUGAUCAUUCAAUUCUCAAAGGAGAAAGGUCAUGCUGCCACCGCGGGUUCGGAUGGAAAGCAGGAUGCAAAGUCAAAGGCAAACUCGAAGGUUUUGAAGGCCAUGAUAAUCGUCAUCUUAUCUUUUUUCACGCUCACAUUCCCAUCCGCACUUAUCAAGAUCCUCAAAGUCAUUGGUGGGAAAGAUGGACCAGUAAAAUAUAUUCCCAAUAUUUUCACCACUUUCACCACUUUUCUGCAGCUCUCAGCCUCCAUCGUAAAUCCAUUUAUUUAUGGACUCUUUCGUAAAGAUUUUCGCGAUGCAUAUGCAAAACUCUGGAAACAAAUGAAACAAGCAUUGAACUUAAAGUGAGCUGAGAAGAGGUUUUUAUUCAACUUUAAUAAAAAGCAGGCUAAAAUAACACGACUCGAAACUACAUACCUACCUAAAUUGUUGCAAAAACGGAAUAAAAUUUGACUUAUUAUUACUAUGCUUUGCCACUUAA
Messenger RNA from Folsomia candida, 1350 nucleotides. RefSeq names its product C5a anaphylatoxin chemotactic receptor 1. The record is from RefSeq and is a predicted model, not a curated record. Lineage: Eukaryota; Metazoa; Arthropoda; Collembola; Entomobryomorpha; Isotomidae. Bases 636 to 1217 code for a protein of 193 amino acids. Gene Ontology annotation, cellular component: membrane. Gene Ontology annotation, biological process: G protein-coupled receptor signaling pathway. The transcript has 4 exons. Gene Ontology annotation, molecular function: G protein-coupled receptor activity.